AUGGGCACCCAUGUGGGCCUUGAGAUGGUCACCCAAAAACAUCUGCAUGACUGGCAUAUCAUCUAUCGCGUCUAUCGUGCACAACAACCUGGCGACCCGUUUGAGGAGGUCACCCUUUCAGGCAGGGAAACAUCACCGCUGUACAAGAAAGGAGAGCAAUCCCUCAUUUUCUGUGAAACUCCAAACAAUGAAUGUGUCCUGCGCACACUUCCUGGUCCUGAAAAGCCCCAAGAGGCUAUGAACGCCUAUGCCGAUGUUCGAUGUCCCGAUGCUUACAUGGACAAAAUUCGGCAGUCGAUAUCCUUAUGGCGCUCCAAGGAGAAGAAAACCACCGAUGAGGAACACGGCGCAUCGCAGAUGCCGAUGGAUUCGAUUUCGGACAGGUUAUGCUUCGAGACAAAGUCUUUCACUAUUUGUAUGCUACCUUUUCUUGGCGACGAGAAGGCGGAUGAGACAGAAGGUCCAGAACGCCAGGGACGCACGAAUUGCAAAAGCUGGAUCGCACUCGUUAUAGCACCUGGAGAGAUUAUCUUGGAAAACGGCAAUUUUGAAGAUAAUGUAAAUCAUUUGCUUCUAGACGGCAACUUAGCGCGUCGAAGCCACGCCAAUCGGAAACGACGCCAUCGACCUCGUUGGGAGAACAAGAACUUGAAAUCACUGAGGGAUGCGGAUCGCUUUCAGACGUGCUUGACUGAGGUUGGGAUGAGAAGGAUCACCGAAGCAUGGGUCGACAAUUUAGACAGAGCUACCAAAGCAUGCCAUGCGUUCAAUAAAACGGUCCUCGUCAGAAUUCAUCGCUCACCCAAUAGCCGGUUGGAGUAUUGGAGGAAACAUGUCAACGAAGACCUGCUGAGUAUCUACAAGCUUCAAAAGCGGCUUGAGUCGCUUGAUGCCACCUUGUUCAAUAAUAUCACGAACGAAGAGCAAGGAAUCUGGAUCAACUUCAGAAAGGCGAGGGCCGGUCGGAGAUUGGAGUAUUUGGAGCAAAAGGGCGGGAAGAGGCCGCAGGCAGAGCAGGAGCAGGAGCAGGGAUUUUCUCCCAAUGAAGAAGACAAACUUGAGCGUAAAAGGUUGCAUUUCUCAUUGACCGCGUGCCUGGACUGA
Diaporthe amygdali is the source of this 1104-nucleotide messenger RNA. RefSeq lists its product as uncharacterized. NCBI's taxonomy places the organism in Eukaryota, Fungi, Ascomycota, Sordariomycetes, Diaporthales, Diaporthaceae. The record is from RefSeq and is a predicted model, not a curated record. Bases 1 to 1104 code for a protein of 367 amino acids. The transcript is spliced from 4 exons.